GCUGCGGAGGGGGGUGCCAGGGGGCGCUGGGGAGACUCUCUGGGACCCGCUGCCUCCUGGCUGUGGCCCCAGCGGUGCCGCCCGGGGGGGCUUCUUCCCCAGGGCAAAGGGGGCACCCAUGGCUGGCCGAGGGCAUUGUCCAGAGCCGGUGGCGUGGGCCACAUGCUUCCUCGCGUGGGGUGCCCCUGGCCGGCUCCCAGAGUGUUGGGGGGGGCAGCCUCCAGGGCCCGCCUUGCUGGGCACAGUAGCCGCUUGUUCUCGCGGUGGGUGUUGAGGUGCUGGGCUGGCAUGGAAGGAAGAAAGGGUCUUUUCUUUCCACAGCUGGGCCGGGGGCACGGAGGAAUCUGCUGACGGAGGAGGAGGAGGAGGAGGGGUCUGGACAGUGGCGGGGUGGGGGCCGGAGGCAGCGAGCCGGCCCUCCCGUCCGAGCCCUCUGCCCUCCCAGAGAGCGCCCUGGGAGUCCACUUGAGCGGAGCCCAGAUGGGGGCCCUGCUGGAGCCCCCUGGGGAGUAGCUGUCCCCUGGAGCGGGGCCUGCCUUGGCCGAGAUGCAGGACAAGCUGCACAUCCUGGAGGACCUCCAUAUGCUCUACAUCCGGCAGAUCGCCCUCAGCCUCGAGGGCACGGACCUCCAGAAGAAGAUUGACCAUGAGAUCCGCAUGCGGGACGGAGCCUGCAAGCUGCUGGCGGCCUGCACCCAGCGCGAGCAAGCCCUGGAGGUCACCAAGAGCCUGCUGGUCUGCAACAGCCGGAUCCUGGCCUACAUGGCCGAGCUGCAGCACAUGAAGGAGGCACAGGUGAUGCAGCGCAUGGCCCGACGCCCUUCGGAUGCUGGACCCACGGACGAUCGCUUGCCUUGUCGGGGCAGAGUCUGCAUCUCAGAUCUCCGGAUCCCCUUGAUGUGGAAAGACACAGAAUAUUUCAAGAACAAGGGUGACUUGCAUCGUUGUGCCGUCUUCUGCCUGCUCCAGAUUGGCACAGAAAUUUAUGACACAGAGACGGUGCUGGUGGACCGGACACUCACUGACAUUUGCUUUGAGAACACAGUCCUCUUCACGGAGGCCGGGCCGGAGUUUGAGCUGAAGGUGGAGCUCUACAGCGCAGGCCUGGAGGAGGACUCGGGACUCAGCCACACCCCCAAGAAACUGGCCAGCCGUCUGAGCAGCUCUCUGGGACGCUCCUCGGGGAAGCGGGUGCGAGCAGCCCUGGACGCUGGGGGGCCUAGCAGCCCCGUGGGCAAUGGGGCCAGCAGUCUCUUGCUGCUGCCGGCCCCCAGCGCCCCACCGGGGCCCAAGUACCAGCUGCUGGCCUGCACCACCCUCCGCCUGCCGGACGUCCAGGACGCCUUCCGCACCCACGACCUGCUGGUCACCAGCAACGAGGAGAGCGCCUCCUGGCUUCCUCUCUACGGCAGCGUCUGUUGCCGCCUGGUGGCCCAGCCUGGCUGCAUGGUCCAGCAGGUGAUGAACGGCUUCCUCAAGGUGCAGCAGGGGGAGCAGCAGGGCUGGCUGAGGCUGUUCUGCCUCCUGCGGGGCUCCAACCUCCUCUGCUACCGGCACCCCCAAGAUGCUGAGACCCAGGAGGAGCCGGCCUUCACCAUCGCCAUCAACAAGGAGACGCGCAUCCGGGCCACUGAGAAGGACUCCAAGACCCGGCUGCACAGCCUGUCAGUCACGAACCGCUAUGGGGGGGAGGAGGUGACCCACACGCUGCUGGCCGAGAGCCGGGCAGAGACCCAGCGCUGGAUGGAGGCCUUCUGGCAGCACUUCUACGACAUGAGCCAGUGGAAGCACUGCUGCGAUGAGCUCAUGAAGGUGGAGGCCCCCUCCCCCCGGCGCCUGCCCACCCUGCUGCCCAGGCAGGGCUCCUUGUACCACGAGAUGGCUAUUGAGCCGGGAGAUGACAUCGAGGCCGUGACGGAGAUCCUGACGCGACGGGCCUCCGGCCUGGGCCCCCCGGCGUGGCUCUCUCUCUUCGAGGGGCCCUCGGCCUCCGACAGCGACAGCAGCCCCUCCAGCGCCAGCCCGUGCCCCCCGCCCUGGGUGCGCCCUCGCACGCUCUCCCUGGACGCCAGGCUCAGCACCCCCCAAGGACGCUCCUCCGGCCGGCCUCCCCUGCCCAGGGCCCGCCGCGGCCCCUCCACCUCCAGCUCCUCCAGCAGCGGCAGCCCCACCCCUGAGCCGGAGCGGCCCCCGCGGCGCCCCCGGACCAGGCUCGACCCCUGCUUGUGGCUGCAGUCCCAGGUCUGAGGCGGGGGGGGGGCCUGGCUGGCAGAGAGAGGAUGGCGCCUGCCCCCCCCCAGCGCCCUCCGGAGCCACGCCCCCCUCUCCUGGCCGAGGAAGGGGACAGCCAGCCUGGGGCCGGCCCCCCCCGCCACCCCCAACCUGGAGAGUGGGAGGGGGUGGACGGGCUUCCUGACCCACACCUGUCCUGUGCUUGGAGAAGGGGGAAGCGGGGCUGUGGGGCCAGGAGAAAAGCGUCUCCCCUUGGAGGGAAGGAGCUGCUCUGGAGAGGUAUGGGGAGGGAGGCUGCUGGACUGUCCCCAGGCACAGGCAGGGGGCAGACCUUGGCCCCUUCUCGGAAGGGGGAAGCAUCUGCCCCCCCUCCCCCCCUCAGCCCCCUUCAUUUCAGGGAUCUGUGCCAAUGCCGGAGGUGGGGCUGGGCAGGCCCACAAGGACUCCCCUCGGUCUCUCUGUCGGUCUGAGGGCGAGGGACUGCCUCCCCUCCUCGAGAUACACAUUAAAGUUUAUUUAAUAUUU
Messenger RNA from Hemicordylus capensis (graceful crag lizard), 2757 nucleotides. It is a transcript of the gene RTKN, whose product is annotated as rhotekin. The transcript is spliced from 12 exons. The coding region runs from base 547 to 2247 and encodes 566 amino acids. The record is from RefSeq and is a predicted model, not a curated record. Gene Ontology annotation, cellular component: actomyosin contractile ring. Gene Ontology annotation, biological process: signal transduction; mitotic cytokinesis; septin ring organization. Lineage: Eukaryota; Metazoa; Chordata; Lepidosauria; Squamata; Cordylidae.